Messenger RNA from Lactuca saligna, 405 nucleotides. NCBI's taxonomy places the organism in Eukaryota, Viridiplantae, Streptophyta, Magnoliopsida, Asterales, Asteraceae. The record is from the annotation of a GenBank genome assembly.
AUGGGUUUGACAAGAAGCACGAGCUGCAAUGCAAUUAUUGAAGAGAUGACUCCUGAAUUGUGGGAUGAAUGCAACAUUCCAUUGAUUCACAGGACCUACCUUUUCUUGCUCAUCCAAGGCGGUCCAUCUGAUUCCGUCUACAUCGAGAUCGAGCUCCGCCGACUAUCCUUCCUCCAGAAAGCAGUACAUCACGCCUCAAGGGCAAUGGAUUUGGAGAGGGCGAUGCUAAGCAGGAAACUACUGAGGAAAUACUCAGCAAAGGAAAGGGAAGGCCUUUUUCUACCAGACCACCUGCAGAAAGAAGCAUUCCAACACAUGAUUUUGAUCCUCUUGCCACUGCCACAUGCAAAGGAAUGGUUUUUUGCACAUUCCUUAUGUUCACAUCAACUCCAGCAUAAGGAAUAA